Molecule: messenger RNA, 993 nt
Organism: Daldinia vernicosa
Lineage: Eukaryota; Fungi; Ascomycota; Sordariomycetes; Xylariales; Hypoxylaceae
Exons: 3
Coding region: 136-792 (218 amino acids)
Molecular function (GO): acyltransferase activity, transferring groups other than amino-acyl groups
Source: RefSeq, a predicted model, not a curated record
UGUUAUUUCUCAUCUGACCUCCCUUUCUCUUCAACUUGCUAUAUGAUUCGUAAUAACGCCAAAUUAUCCCUCUUAAAGUUCAAGCUUGAUAAGUUAGGUACCUAAUAUAUAAUUCUCAAUUUUCGGAAAGAAAACAUGGCUUCGACAGAUCGCCCCACUACCGCCGUUGUGGAGCGGGCCUCGGUAUCCGACAUUCCGGAGCUGAUCACCGUCUGGUGGGACGCGUUCGGCUCCGAACACAUGCAGCGCAUCUUCCCGCAGACGCCCGAUGGCAGGAUCUGGCUCGAGCGCGCUUUCAAGCAGUUCUUUGCGCCCGUAAAGGGACCCGAUGAGCUGAAGACCGAGUGUCUUAUCGUGCGCAGUCCGGAUACUGGUAUCCCUGUUGCGAUAGCUAUCUACCGCAUCGUACCGGAGGGAUACGACACGGCGAAGCAGACGUGGCGCGCGAGGUGGCCCGCUGUUGAUGACUUACCGGAUUUCAGCGAUGCCGCCGUGGACGAAUUUUUUAGCCGUAUGGAAAAGGCGCAUGCUUACGUUCUGGGCAACCGUGGUCAUGUCUUCUUGGAAGUCCUUGGUACGAUGGCGACAUUUCAGAAAAGGGGUUAUGGUACCGCGCUAGUCAAGUGGGGAACUGAUUUAGCUGAUCAGUUAGGAGUCGAGUGCUACUUGGAUGCCAGUCCUGCCGGAAAGCCACUCUACGAAGCACACGGUUAUGUAGAGCAAGACGUGCCUGCCAUUAUAGACAAUCAGUCGUCUGCGUCAAUGCUGCGUCCCAAGAAACUUCAAGCCUGAUAGGUACCUCCUAUGAAAGUACUUAUACGACACUUAAUGGGCAUGGUUGAUACUAGAAUUGGGUUUUAGAGAGAUUAUCGUCAAACCGACUCCAACACGACAAGAAUGAUAAGGAAUCCCUCCUAUAAUAUACUUAAACCAUAGCAGAAAUAGAAACCAGAGUGAGUUAAAUAUAAUUGAUACUCAACCCGGCCUUUUCGG